AUUUGUGUAACGUAAUUGCUGUUAAGACUAAAAUUCAGAAUUUAAUAUAUUGGUAAUAUAUUGGUGGGUGUGUGUGGCAGUUAUUUCCCCUCGUAGAAAUUAUCCGAUACACUUAGUACAAAGAGUAAAAAAUUCUAUUUCCCGUGUGGAAGUAAAAGGAUGGACUAUAAGAAAACUAAAUUUUGAAAACGAUCUCUUUUCGCGCAAUUGGGAUGUCUAGUUAUUUCCAGCAUAGAAAUCUGAAGACUGUUGGAUAAAAUCAAAAUAUAUAAACAUAGAACCUGUUCUGAAAAUACAAGAAAGAAAAGAAAAUGGUAUAUUUAAAGAUUGCUUUUGGGUUAGCAUCCAUUUUACUACUAUGUCAAAGUGUGCUGUCUCUGAAGAAUGGCCUUGCUUUGACACCACCAAUGGGUUGGCUCUCAUGGGAGAGAUUCCGAUGUAAUAUUGACUGUGAUAAUGAUCCCGAUAACUGUAUCAGUGAGAAACUGUUUAUGCAAAUGGCAGAUCAUGUGGCAGCUGAUGGCUUCAGAGAUGUCGGUUAUGAAUAUAUAAAUAUUGAUGACUGCUGGUUAGCAAAAGAAAGAGACGCGAAAGGACGUUUGCAGGCUGAUCCCAAAAGAUUUCCUAAUGGUAUUAAAAAACUGGCACAAUAUAUCCACAGUAAGGGGCUUAAGUUAGGAAUCUAUGAAGACUUUGGUAGAAAGACUUGUGGUGGUUUCCCAGGUAGUGAGUUUUUCCUGAAUAUUGAUGCUGAGACAUUUGCUGAAUGGGAAGUUGAUUUUCUGAAACUAGAUGGAUGUUAUGCUAAUACGAACGAUAUGCCUUUUGGUUAUCCUUUAAUGGAAUUCUUUCUCAACUUGACGGGUAGACCAAUUCUUUAUUCUUGCAGCUGGCCAGCUUAUGUUUCUAAGCCUGACUACAAUGCUAUUGCAAAAUCAUGUAACAUUUGGCGUAACUACCAUGAUAUUGAGGAUUCUUGGGCUAGCAUUGCAUCAAUCAUUAAACACUAUGGAGAUAAUAAUGAAAAGUUUGCUGAAGUUGCUAAACCAGGACAAUUUAAUGAUCCGGACAUGUUGAUCAUUGGCGACUUUGGUUUGAGUGAAGGCCAACAAAAAGUUCAGAUGGGUAUGUGGGCUAUAAUGGCAUCGCCUUUAAUUAUGUCAGUGGAUUUACGAACUAUCAAACCAUUUGCUAAGGAACUGCUCACCAAUAAGCGUGUUAUUGCUGUAAACCAGGAUCCUCUUGGAAUUCAAGGAAAGAGGAUAUGGAGUGUGAACAACGUUGAUUACUGGAUGAAACCAAUAUUACCACAUGGAAGUUAUGCCAUUGCCUUUGUAAAUUUCAACACCAAUGGCGUCCCUAAGAAAAUUAAUUUGAGUUUGAAAUAUCUGAACUUGACAGAAUCUGCAGGAUAUAAACUUACUGAAGUGUUUGAUGGCAAGUUCCUCGGUAUCUAUGGACCAUCUUCCAAUUUUACAGCUUCAGUUGACCCAACUGGUAUUUACAUGGUGACUGCUAUUCCCUUAGCAAAGACUACUCCAGUAUAAUGCUGUCAAUAAUCUUCUAAGGUUUUAAUUUGUGCGAAUGAAAACAAAACUUUAAUAAAAUAAAAAUUACAUAAAUAUAAAGGAAAGUUAUAACAUUAAGGAUACUAUUACAAUAACAAAAUAAUCAAUAAGGUUUUUUU
This is a messenger RNA of Octopus bimaculoides (California two-spot octopus), 1687 nucleotides long. Its product is annotated as alpha-N-acetylgalactosaminidase. The record is from RefSeq and is a predicted model, not a curated record. Gene Ontology annotation, biological process: oligosaccharide metabolic process; glycoside catabolic process. Gene Ontology annotation, cellular component: cytoplasm. NCBI's taxonomy places the organism in Eukaryota, Metazoa, Mollusca, Cephalopoda, Octopoda, Octopodidae. Gene Ontology annotation, molecular function: alpha-galactosidase activity.